This is a messenger RNA of Panthera uncia (snow leopard), 471 nucleotides long. It is a transcript of the gene LY6D, whose product is annotated as lymphocyte antigen 6 family member D. Gene Ontology annotation, biological process: lymphocyte differentiation. The transcript has 3 exons. Bases 1 to 393 code for a protein of 130 amino acids. The record is from RefSeq and is a predicted model, not a curated record. Lineage: Eukaryota; Metazoa; Chordata; Mammalia; Carnivora; Felidae. Gene Ontology annotation, cellular component: cell surface.
AUGAAGCCAGGUCUGCUGCUCCUCGUCGCACUGGCGGUAGCCGCGGGGCCAGCCCUUGCUCUCCGCUGUCACGUGUGCUCCAGCUCCACCAACUGCGAGAAAGCUCAGGACUGUGCGGCCAGCGCACGCUACUGCAGGACCAUAACCAAGCUGGAGCCCCUGCUGGGGAACCUGGUGGAGAAGGACUGCGUGGAGUCGUGCACGCCCACGCACAACCUUCAGGGCCAGGUCAGCAGUGGCGCGAUGGCCACCCGGUGCUGUCAGGGCGACCUGUGCAACAAGAGCCUGCAGAGCAGCGCCCCCGCCCGCAGCCGGCUCAGCGGCCCCGCCCCCGGCCUGGCGCUGGCCCUGGGCCUCCUCCUCGCCGCCCUCCUCUCAGCCCCCAGCCUGUGACCUGCCCAUCCCCUUCCCCCGGGGACUUCCAGGCCCCCCCGUCGCUUCCUCUCCCGGACUGGGAGAUUCCGCAGCCCC